GUCUUAACACGCUGCAACCCGUAUUUCAAGUUGUCAUUUCCAUUUGUUGUUGUGUGAGAAGAGGUGCUUCAUAACUUCAACAUGGCAGGACGUGAUAAAGCCGCAAAUCAAUUAAUUGAGCAAAAAACUGAAUUGCAGAAAGACACAAGUCCGGCUACAACAGCGCAUGGUGUGCCACUUAUUGAAAAAGAUGCCGUAAUGACCGUUGGUCCAAGAGGACCAAUUCUCCUUCAAGAUGUUGCCUUUGUUGAAGAAAUCGCUCAUUUCGACCGUGAGAGAAUUCCAGAACGUGUUGUACACGCUAAAGGAGCUGGUGCUUUUGGUUACUUCGAAGUAACUCAUGAUAUUACAAAAUACACUGCUGCUCGAGUUUUUGAAAAGAUUGGUAAAAAGACACGUGUUGCCGUUCGUUUCUCAACUGUAGGAGGAGAAUCUGGUUCUGCUGAUACCGUAAGAGAUCCUCGCGGUUUUGCCGUAAAAUUCUAUUCUGACGAUGGAAUUUGGGAUUUAGUGGGAAAUAACACACCGAUCUUCUUUAUUAGAGAUCCAAUUCUUUUCCCCAGCUUUAUCCACACGCAAAAAAGAAAUCCAGCAACUCAUUUAAAGGAUCCUGAUAUGUUCUGGGAUUUUAUUACUUUAAGACCAGAAACAACACAUCAAGUUAUGUUUUUGUUCAGUGAUAGAGGUAUUCCUGAUGGUUAUAGGCACAUGAACGGUUAUGGAUCCCACACAUUUAAAUUGGUUAAUGCCGAAGGAAAACCUGUUUAUUGUAAAUUCCAUUACAAGACUGCACAAAAGAUUAAGAAUUUAGAUGUCAAGAAAGCUGAUGAAUACGCCGGUAUCGAUCCCGAUUAUGGCAUCAAAGAUUUAUACAAUGCAAUUGCUAAAGGAGAAUAUCCAAGCUGGAACUUCUCUAUUCAAGUUAUGACUUUGGAACAAGCUGAAAAAUGCAAAUUCAAUCCAUUCGAUUUAACUAAAAUCUGGCCACAUGGUGAAUAUCCUCUCAUCCCAGUCGGUAAAAUGGUUCUCGAUCGAAAUCCAGCUAACUAUUUCGCAGAAGUUGAACAAAUUGCAUUCAGUCCAGCUCAUAUGAUUCCUGGAAUUGAACCAUCUCCCGACAAGAUGUUGUUAGGACGUCUUUUCUCUUACGGUGACACUCAUAGACAUCGUCUUGGUACUAACUAUUUGCAAUUCCCGGUUAAUUGCCCAUUCAAAGUCCGUAAUUACCAAAGAGAUGGUCCUCAAUGCAUGAACAAUCAAGGCGGAGCUCCAAAUUACCAUCCCAACAGCUUUGCUGGCCCAGAAAAUUGCCCAAGAGCUAAAUUACUCUCGCCACCAAUCCCUGUUAGUGGUGAUGCUAAACGUUACGAUACUGGCGACGAAGAUAACUUCUCUCAACCAAGAGUUUUCUACCAGAAAACUUUGAACGAACAAGAAAGGGAACGAUUAGUCUCUAAUAUUGUUGGUAACUUAAAGAAUGCUGCCGAUUUUAUUCAAGAUCGUGCAGUUAAGAAUUUCAGCCAAGUUGACGCUACGUUUGGACAAAAAAUCGCCGAUGGACUUAAAGCUCAAAGACGUCCACAUGCUAAUUUGUAAAAAAUAUUUUAAUUUCUUAUAUUUUUAUAUGUUACGUUUGGGUGAAAUGUUUUUACACAAAUAAAGAAUAAUUCUUAAUAAAAA
Molecule: messenger RNA, 1680 nt
Organism: Onthophagus taurus
Lineage: Eukaryota; Metazoa; Arthropoda; Insecta; Coleoptera; Scarabaeidae
Gene: Cat
Product: Catalase
Biological process (GO): response to hydrogen peroxide; hydrogen peroxide catabolic process
Cellular component (GO): cytoplasm; peroxisome; mitochondrion
Molecular function (GO): heme binding; catalase activity
Source: RefSeq, a predicted model, not a curated record